Thunnus maccoyii (southern bluefin tuna) is the source of this 3345-nucleotide messenger RNA. RefSeq names its product ATR interacting protein. The record is from RefSeq and is a predicted model, not a curated record. The transcript is spliced from 18 exons. The coding region runs from base 323 to 2770 and encodes 815 amino acids. NCBI's taxonomy places the organism in Eukaryota, Metazoa, Chordata, Actinopteri, Scombriformes, Scombridae. Gene Ontology annotation, biological process: DNA repair; DNA damage checkpoint signaling.
GUGAUUGGUCAGAUUAUCAGCGGCACCGGAGCGGGCAGAAAAACACACUUUCAUCGUCACAGUUUUAAUUUCGUGUUGUUGAGUCGCUGCUCAACCGUUCAACUCAUAUCACGGUUUAAUAUAGUGUCAUUAUCAGACACUGUUAACGCCGCUUUCAUGAAAUGUUACCUGACAUUGAAAUACUGUUGUGACGGAGUGAGCCUUGUUAGCUUAGCAGGCUAAGUUUCCAUUGGAGUCACGGCUAGUUAUUUAGCUUUAGCUCACAGCUAACAGGAGCGACAUCAACAGCACCGAGAGACAAGGUAACACAGGAAACCCAGACAUGAACUUUCCCCCCACAAAGCGCCUCCGAGGCCUGAACCAGGACAUAGUAACGGCAGGCGCUUUCGAUGACCCAUUUGGAGAUGAUGAGGACUUCACCCAGGACGACUUGGAUGAGAUCGACAUCAUUGCCUCACAAGCAAACACAUCGGCUUCUGCAUCGGGGCUCGGGUCUAAACCAGGAACCAAAUCGGUGGAGCACGCCCGUGGGUCAGUCUUGCCAUUGUCUGCAGGACAGAGCAAACCUCAGAGCAGAGCCACAACUAACCAGAGCAGAGAGAACACCUUUGGGUUAAUUGGCAAAAGAGGGAAUGCUGGGAUAUCGAGCAGAGAGCCUCUCGGUAACAGGCAGCAGCAGUUUGGCUCGGACAAAGACGACUCCUACGGCCUGCUGGAGGCCCAGCAUGCAGAGCUCAAGAGGAAGCUGAAGGAGGUGGAGGAGGAGAUCGUGUUGAAGAGCGGGGAGAUCCGCGUCCUGAGGGACUCUCUGAAAGCAGCUCAGCAGGAGAAAGAAGCCCAGAGACAGAACCAGAUGCUGCUGGAGACACAGAAACAGAAAGAGCAGAGUGACAGGGAGAAGGAGCUCAACAAGAAGGUUCAGUCUCUGCAGUCGGAGCUGCAGUUUAAGGAAGCAGAGAUCAAUGAGAUGAAGACUAAACUGCACAGUUCAGACAAAAACAAAACCGCCUCUCCACUGCCUAGAAACAGUCCUAAAGUGCCGAGUGGUCUUGCCCAGUUGCAUCAUGGAAGCGGCAGCAGCUCCUCCUCUCCGACAGCAAAUGGUUUCAUCACAAAGGAGACGUUUGGAGCCCAGGUCCCAUCCAGAACAACACCAGGGAAGACACCGGGGAAGACACCGGGGAAGACACGGAGAGACGCAGACAGAUUGUCAUCCAGCAGCAGAUCCAGUGACAGACAGGAAGUGCUCCGUCCAGACCCCUUCCUGUCCAUCAAACCUGAACACCGGCAGCACCAAGGUGGCUUCCUGCUGGGGUUGUUGCUGCAGCAGCCUCUGUCUCCCAGCAGCCUCAGCCUCUCUCACUUGCUGUCCAUAAGUCUCACUGACAUCCACCUGACAUCCAGCGGACUGUCAGCAGGCUUUCUGCUCCACACCGAUGCUGCAGCCAAUGUCGGCGGCGGUGGAGGAGGAGCUCCCGGAGCUGCUCUGAGUCCAGUCCAGAGUCUGGCUGUGACAGGACUCAACAUGCUGAGUCAGAGCCGACCAGCGGCCGCAGCCAGCAGCAGCAGAAACAACAGGUCGUGCCCUGGAGCCGUCCUCCUCCUCCCUCUGUUGGACCUCCAUCUAUCUCGGCUCAUUCAGGCUCUUGACUCGGUCCACUCGACCUCUGCUGGGAGCAGUAGUUCAGACUCUGCAGGCGCAAACUCUCUCCCAGCAGGCUGUAAUGCUGCUGCUGCUGCUGGACUGGGGAGACUGGAGGAGACUGGUCUGACUGGUUUCAGCGUGGAGGACACUGGCUUGGCAGCUCUGCGGCUCCUCUACCUGCUGCUGGCCAACAGUGACGAGGUGGUGGAGGCUGUACUGUCAAAAGAGAGUCAGAGCAAAGUUAUAGACAACAAGACUGACCGCUCUGCCGCAGGUGUGGGUCUACACUCCCAGAAUGCCUUGCUGCGGACAGUGUUGCGGCUGUGUGACGUGGGAUUUUGCGACGGUGGCUCAAAAAGGGAGGAGCUCGUCAUCAGCGCCAUGAAGAUACUGUGCGUCCUGAUGGAGAGGAUGCCACACACACACACUGACAGGUUGCAGUGUGUGUUGCAGGCGGUGUGUGCGUGCGUGUCAGCAGACAGCAAGUUGCAGACGGUUUCUGAGUGUGUGUCCGCUCUCAUGUCCAUGGCCGACCACCCGACCCUGGCUCAGCAACUCUGCUCUCAUCACGACCCAUGUGUUUUCCUGAAGUUGUUCCAGUUCAUCAGAAACAGACCAGUCAACCAGGCAACACACACAGGCCUGAUUCUGCUGGACCUGCAGGUGGUUCGUUUGUUGAGCAGACUAAUGACUCAGAGAACAGAGAGCUGGACUACCAGCCAUCACAGCAGCUGUCAGUGUUAUACUGAGCUGGUUCAGACAGUGGUGAUUAUUUUCCAUCGUCAGUGGUUGGAUCUUUGUGAUUGUCAGGAGCCGACAGACUCAACAGGCCUGGCCCCGCCCCCACCGCAGUGCUCCACCCCCUCGUUGCCAUGGUGGCGCGGUCCUGCAGCAUCUCUGCUCAGAGAGUGUUUGCUGCUGCUGCACUGGCUGCUGCUGCAUCACAGCAGCUUCUCAGAGAGCUGCAGGCCGCUGCUGCACAUGUACGACCAGGUGAUCCCCGCUGUACGAGACACUCUGAGGAAGAUCCCCGAACUGAGAGAAAGUGAAGAGCUGGCGUUGGAGGAGAUCUGCCGCUCGGAGGGUGACGACACCGAUGACAUGGACACCGAUACUGGCUCCUGAUUGGCUGCAGCCACUGAGGGACAGUUUACUGACUGUUAAUGUGAUAUUUCAGACUGUGACAAAGACUAAAAACAGAAACUCUGUUGAAUUUUUCUGUGAUAAAGUGGACGUUGGAGAGAAAUUAACCAUUAGAGACGAGUCAGCAUCUGACUGAAGUGAUGGACGGACUCUGGAGGGAUUUAACUAUUAAACAUGAGAAAAACUGCUGCUGUCAGUGUUCAUGUUCACCUGCUGUAUAUUCAACAGUCAGAACUGCUGUUUCUUCUCUCUGUAGUUUAGACUUUGAUUUCAUUUUUAAGGGAGACACACCGGCUUCAAGGGUUUGGUAUCGUCCCACAAUUAUCAAUGUCUUUACUUAGAAUUUAAAACCAUUUAAUUAAAACUGAAGGGAGAUGUCUUUAGAUCAAGGUAGCAAUACAGUAAACUAAAUAUGAUAGAGACACACAUAUGAAUGAAGGAAAGUUAAGUUGACUGUUGGUGAUGGAGGUUCAGAAACACUGUAAGAAUGAACACAAAUAAUAAAAUAUGUCCUUAAUAAUAAAAAUAACAAAUAAAAAACCAGUUCGGGAUCAGAA